AUGGAACUUAGAGAUGUUAGUCAUUUGGAGAAGAAGAGUGCUUUGGCUGAAGAUUUUGUAGAGGUAAUGAAGGAUGUGCAUGAUCAAGUGAGGAACCUGCUGCAACAUACCAUAGAAAAGUAUAAGGUAGCAGCAUAUAAGAAAAGAAAAGAUUUGCAAUUCAGGGUAGGUGAUUUGGUGAUGGUACAUCUAAAGAAGGAGAGAUUACCUAAGGAGAAAUAUACCAAGUUGCUGAUGAAGAAGCUUGGUCCUUGCAAGAUCCUCAAGAAGUGUGGCAACAAUGCCUACAAAGUGGACUUACCUUCUUCUAUUGGUUUGUCACCUAUUUUUAAUGUUGCUGACCUGUAUCCUUAUAAAGGAUCUAUAGAUGAUGUUUUUGUUGCAGGUGAAUUAGAUGUCCAGCAUGAUGAGUCACUCAAGGAGAUAUCACAGCCAUCCAUGUUAGAGAUUGAGAGCAUCCUUGACAAGCGGGUGAUCAAACAUAGAAGGAGGAAGGUGUAUUAUGAGUACUUGGUCAAAUGGAAACACCAACCCCUGGAGGAAGCCACAUGGAUGACUAAGGAGGCCAUUGAAAAGGUAGGGUUUCAGUUUGAGUCCAUUCCCACUCAAGGGACUUGA
Messenger RNA from Cryptomeria japonica (Japanese cedar), 618 nucleotides. RefSeq lists its product as uncharacterized. The transcript has a single exon. Bases 1 to 618 code for a protein of 205 amino acids. Lineage: Eukaryota; Viridiplantae; Streptophyta; Pinopsida; Cupressales; Cupressaceae. The record is from RefSeq and is a predicted model, not a curated record.